Messenger RNA from Mizuhopecten yessoensis (Yesso scallop), 542 nucleotides. Its product is annotated as active regulator of SIRT1-like. The record is from RefSeq and is a predicted model, not a curated record. Gene Ontology annotation, molecular function: enzyme binding. Gene Ontology annotation, cellular component: nucleolus. Bases 66 to 518 code for a protein of 150 amino acids. NCBI's taxonomy places the organism in Eukaryota, Metazoa, Mollusca, Bivalvia, Pectinida, Pectinidae. The transcript has 4 exons.
GUAUAUCGUCGCACCAAGAAAAAUACUUCAACAGUGAACGUCGGACAAAAAAAUCACAACGUGCAAUGUCGGCGGCCGUAACCCAGCAGUAUUUGCAGCUGUUUGACGAUGAUUUGUUUGACGGUGACGUAGCCGCUACAUCCAGACGCCCCGUGAAUUGUAAGAGUAACGGGACGAGUAAGAAAGGUGUACAGAAGAGGCGCAAACAGAUGAAAAAGCAGCAAAAACGCCGACAAGAGGAAAACUUAGUCAUGAAAAAUAAGUUGUUUGUUAAAUCAACAGUAGAGAAAUACAAGCUGCAGCAAUCUGAGGACUUGACCAUUGACAGCUUAAGAAAGAUACAAGAAAUAUCCCGUGUUUGUAAAACAUUGUCCAAGGUCACACAAGCAGUUGUUGAUCAGAACCGAGGAAGACUGGCCAAGGAUAACCCUCCACCAGAGAUUACACAGCAAACCGGCACAGUGUUUACAGAUAGAGACUUUGACAAAUUUGAACAAGAGUAUGACUUUUUCGCUUGAAAUAAAACAAAAAUUCUUUCAGAA